CUGGUCGCGCAGUUUUUGCGUGGUUCCGUGAACCUGGAAGCUUUUGGUGAAUUUCAGGACGAGGGCUUGGUGGUCGAUGUUCGCUUCCGCGAGUAUCUCACCAUGUUGCCGCAGUUGGAAAAGUCAGGAAUUUUGUUCGGAAUGGACAUCGACCUCGCCGUCGAGAUCGCGAAUCAGGCCUAUUUCGUGCGCUGCGCGACGUCGACCGC
Messenger RNA from Amoebophrya sp. A25, 209 nucleotides. NCBI's taxonomy places the organism in Eukaryota, Dinophyceae, Syndiniales, Amoebophryaceae. The record is from the annotation of a GenBank genome assembly.